This is a messenger RNA of Juglans microcarpa x Juglans regia, 1869 nucleotides long. Its product is annotated as LRR receptor-like serine/threonine-protein kinase GSO2. Bases 1 to 1869 code for a protein of 622 amino acids. Lineage: Eukaryota; Viridiplantae; Streptophyta; Magnoliopsida; Fagales; Juglandaceae. Gene Ontology annotation, molecular function: protein binding. The record is from RefSeq and is a predicted model, not a curated record. The transcript is spliced from 5 exons.
AUGGCUAGCACCCUCAACUUCAUGUGCGUUGCUUAUCUCUUUCCCAUUUUUCUCUUCUUUCUGUUGGGACCUCCCCACCUAGAAGUUAUUAAACAGGCUUCAUGCACCGAGACCCUCAAUCCUAGAUGCUUGGAGAUGGAGAGGAAAGCACUUCUUACCUUCAAAGAAAGUGCCAAAGAUCCACGAGGUCAACUUUCUUCUUGGAUUGGUGAAGAUUGUUGUAAAUGGGCUGGUGUUGAAUGUGACUACCACACAAGACAUGUGGUCAAGCUUGACCUUAGUCCAAGUACUUGGGAUUCUACGAGAUUGCAAGUUGAAAGCCUACAAUGGCUUACUGCUUUUCCUUCUCUCGAGUACCUUAAUAUGGGGAAUGCUGAUCUUGACAAAGUGCCAGAUUGGCUACAAGCGGUGAAUAUGCUCCCUUCCUUAAUGGAGUUACACCUACGAGAAUGUGGCCUUGUUAGUCUUCCCCAAUCUAUUUCUUUCAUCAACUUCACUUUGCUUUCAGUCCAUGAUCUCUCUCGCAACAAAUUUCACUCCCCAAUACCUUAUUGGUUGUCAAAUUUGGAUCUUUCAAGGAAUGAAUUUAUUGAAGGUCCACUACCAGCUGGUCUGGGAAAUCUCACCAAUUUGCAUAAAUUGUCUUUACCUAGAAACAAUGUUACCGGUGUAAUACCAAGAUCAUUUGCCAACCUCUGCAACUUGCGAACUUUUGAUCUGGGGUUCAACGAUAUAGGUGGGGAGGUGACUGAGCUUUUGCAUGGCUUGUCUCAGUGUUCCAACAGCAACCUAGAAUCAUUAUACUUGAGUGGUAAUAAAUUACUUGGGGGAAACAUGCCCUACACAUUGGGAGGAUUGAAGAAUUUGAAAUCUAUUCGUCUCAGGCACUGUUCUAUUUGGGGCUUAAUUCCCAUUUCUAUUGGGAACUUGUCAUCCAUAAGAAGACUUGACCUCCUGAACAAUCAGAUGAAUGGAAGCAUUCCCGAAAGCAUUGGGAGACUAUCACAGCUUUUGUCGUUGGAUUUGAGCCAAAACUUUUGGUACGGUAUCUUAAAAGAAGCACAUUUUCAGAACCUCUCUCGAUUAGAGUGGUUGGAUUUGUCAUCAGAUUUGCCUACAAAUACAUUGGCUUUAGAAGUACAUCAGGACUGGGUUCCUCCUUUCAAGAUACGGAUUCCUGAGACUAUUGGAAAUUUGAAUGCUUUAGAAUCACUUGAUCUCUCUAGAAAUGGGAUUUCUGGUUCUAUCCCCGACAGUUUAUCUUCUUUGCACUUCUUAAGCUACUUAAAUUUGUCAUUCAACAACUUGUCUGGAAAGAUUCCACGUGGGAGUCAACUUCAAACACUCAAUGACCCUUCUAUCUAUCAAGGCAACUCUUUACUUUGUGGUCAUCCUCUUCCGACAAAGUGCCCGUGGGAUGAAACUGAACCUGGUCAUGCAGCACCGAUUGAUGACGGCAAGGUGGACGAAGAUAAUGAAGAUAGAAUUGACUCACUAUUGUUCUACCUAAUUGUGGCAGUUGGUUUUGUUGUUGGAUUUUGGGGAGUUUGCGGGACCCUUAUUGUUAAAACAUCAUGGAGGCUCGCUUACUUUCGGAUGUUUGAUAAUUUGAAAGACAAGAUUGCUAUUUUCAUUAUGUACUUUGUGUUGCUAACUGAGGAGAUCAGGGCUGGUCUUACUCAUGAUGUACUCACCUCUUUGCAUAGGCCGGAUAUUAAGCUUAAGCACAUGAUACGUGCUAAGCUUUAUGCUCUAAAUUCACUUGUAGAUUCUGAUAUUCACAUCCAAAAAUUGAGCAAGCUGCAAGAAAUGGAUAUACCUAAAGAUGAGAAAGAUCAAGAUCUUGUGACUUAUCGACGGUGGUUGUGA